Penicillium canariense is the source of this 1659-nucleotide messenger RNA. RefSeq lists its product as uncharacterized. The transcript is spliced from 3 exons. The record is from RefSeq and is a predicted model, not a curated record. NCBI's taxonomy places the organism in Eukaryota, Fungi, Ascomycota, Eurotiomycetes, Eurotiales, Aspergillaceae. Bases 1 to 1659 code for a protein of 552 amino acids. Gene Ontology annotation, cellular component: nucleus. Gene Ontology annotation, molecular function: DNA binding.
AUGGACUCCUCCUCAUCCGCCAUGGAAACAGAAUCCCAUGGGGUACCAGACAGCGAGUUUGCGCAUUCUCCCUGGGUCGAGCUGGGCACCUUCACCUCCCCGCAGCACUCACCGCCGAUCCCAGAAUAUAGCGGGUUUGACUACCACCAGUCGCCGCUAAUGGUGGAUGCGACCUACGGCAUGUCAAUACCGCCUCCCUACGCCCCGAUGCCGCUCCCGAUGCCGUCGCAUUCCUGGCCCAGCAUGCUCACCCAUCAUCAAUCACCUUUCCACGAAUCCGGCCUGCCCCCGGCCCCAGUCCCCACCUCUGUCUCCCCCUCUGCGCCUGCGCCUCCGGUUCGAAAGACAUCUACUGGAGGGCCGACGCCGCGCAGGACGCUUACCGACGAAGAUCGACGGCAGAUGUGUCUAUACCAUGAAGAGAACAAGCAGGCCAAACAAACUGAUAUUGGAGCACUAUUUGGAGUGGAAAGAAGCACUGUUUCCAAAGUCCUGCGCCAGAAAGAGAAAUAUCUGAACCCCGAUGAUGGAAGUCGGUCUCCCAUCAAGCGGGCCAAGGGCCGAGUCCCAGAUGUGGAGAAGGCGCUAUCGAAUUGGGCCAGAAAGAAUCAACGCGAGGGCUUCCCAAUAAGUGACGAAAUGAUCAAGCAGAGAGCCUUCGUUUUCGCAAGCACCUGCGUGUGCCCCGAGGGCAAUGAGAAGGUGCUGACCUCGAGCUGGCUGGAGAAAUUCAAGCAAAAGAACAGCAGCCUGUUGGGCGCAAAGCCGCGAAAGGGCUCUUCGGACCGGAACGGCGAGCGCAGCGAGUCGGACAGCCCGACUCGCACCAACACCGAUUCUGCAAACGAGUCGAUUAUGCACAGCCCUAGCGGACGUUCGCCGGUGUCUCCGGCGAAUGGAUUUGGCUCACCCCGAUCUCCUGCGCGCAGCCAAGAGGGUGUGAAGAGAGAGCCGGUCGAUGAACUUCCCGAGCUGACAGGCGGGUACCAACACGGUCAUUCGAAAAGCACCACCUCCCUGGAUACGUCAUCCUCCGUAGGAAUGACCAGCCCUACAUCCACGCUUGUCUCUGACAGCCCCUUCACCCCGACAAGUCAACAACGACUCCCAACUUCUGGCGUCAACACCAACCGUCCCCGCAGCCAGACCUUCCCCCUUGUCCCGAUUGACCCCAGUCUCCUGUCCGCCGACGAGUCGCAGUGCACCAAGCAAGAGCAGCAAGAGCAGCAAGAGCAUCAAUACGGCGUGACCAUCCUGCAAUCACCUCUAGAAAUGGGUGAAGACGAAUCCCGUGUUGCGAUCAAGGGGACUGACCCCUCAAAAAUGAUCAAGCGCAACCGCAGCAACCCGGAGAUCAAGACCAAGUCUAUGCAGCCGCCACCGGCAGUCUCCAAGUCUAGCACCAUUUCACCUAUCAGCGCCCCUAGCUCUCCGACACAGGAUGAGGCAAGACGUGCGCUAGAGCUCGUCAUGAACUAUUUCCAGCAUCAGCCUGCCGGUCUUGCUGCUCAGGAGUACGUGACUAUCGGCAAGCUGAUGGAGCGUCUUGAGCUGGCGAAGAGCCAGCAGAGCACCCUGCUGGGCGGGCUGACCAGGAUUGAUGAACAUGAUGAUGUUCCCCGCGUCAACAAGAAGCGCAGCAUUCGUAACAUCGGGUGA